Messenger RNA from Homarus americanus (American lobster), 3666 nucleotides. RefSeq lists its product as uncharacterized. The transcript has 5 exons. Bases 1082 to 3061 code for a protein of 659 amino acids. The record is from RefSeq and is a predicted model, not a curated record. Gene Ontology annotation, molecular function: protein binding. Lineage: Eukaryota; Metazoa; Arthropoda; Malacostraca; Decapoda; Nephropidae.
AACGUUUGCGUGUAGUGCGGUGUGGUGGUAGUCAGUCUGGGUGAAACUGUGAGCGUUGAGGCAGCUGUGUGGCGGUGCUCUCUAUCACAACCACUACUGGACAACUACCACAACUUUCUCACUGUAACAAUGUGAAAAUAUCGAGAAGAAAUCACCAAUUAUAUAUCAGAUAAAUACUUGUUGAUAAAUGAUGUGGCGUGUGUGUGGUGCCAUCUGGUGACAGCUGUCUGUGGUGACAAACGGUGAUUAUGGUGAAGUAUUGGUGAUAAAGUGCGUCUUACCUGGUCAUAAGGUUGAGAUUAUUAUGCAAGAGAUCUUCGAGAUGCCUUGGAAUGAUAAUGAAAUUUAAGGAUCCCAAUAUUUGUGCCUUUAUAAAGUGGUGUGGGAAUGAAAAGAUUUAAGAACACUGAUAGGCUCGUGAGGAGCUUUAGUACGGCAUUAAACUGCUUCUUAUGAAAGUUCUAAGGAAACUCACUUUUAACUCAAGCUGAAAUAAUAGUGUCAAAGCAGAAAAAAUAUAUCAUAUAAAUAUAGUCAUACAAAUUAAGACACAUGCAGUAUAUGUUACACGUACAGAAGAUUAAGGUUGUGUUAAUGAGUGUGGAGGCAAGGAAGAGUAAAAGUGUUGACCUUCUUGACAACUUGAGACGAACAGUGAUUCAUGACCAACAGCUCUUGAGUUGAUAGACAGAUAACGAGAUAAGGAUGCCCACUGUCAGAUGUUGCACUUAAAGUUGAAUAUACUGUACUGUAGGUGCGUAGAAACAAGGCACCAGUAGAACUAACAUUGACUGUGUCGGUGUGAAACUACAUAUAAAUAAAAGUGGUUAUUAGUUAGGGUGUCAGGGACUGGUAUGCUAAGUGGGUGUUUGUUUUUUGUAAGUUAGAUGAUUUAAGUGAGGCUAGUGGAGGAAGGGAACACUUAUACGAGUAAAGAGAGCGUUGACGAUGGACAUCGUGAGGUGGUGGCUGAAGAAACAAGCGUGGAUAAUAAUAGUGUGUGUCGUGACAUGGAGGGAGAGGUGAGGGUGACAUUAAACACACUCCUACGCCUACAGUGAGGGUGGCACGCUCGCCCACCAUGCCGCCCAUUACGCCGCCCUUUCCCCCAUGGUCACGGACGUGGGUGUGGGUGGUGCUAGUGUGUGGGUGUCUACUCCACGUGACAGCUGUUGCUGUUAACCCACCCGUGGCUGGUGUUUCUACAGCUGUGCCGUCGUCUGCGGAAGAACACAACAGGUCACUCCCUGACACCACCCACGGUGACAACAUUGACCACAGUAACAGUACCGUCACCACCAAAACGCCCGAGGCUGCAGUGAACCCCACCACCAUCCCGGUGUUGACGACGAGUACAGAGCCGCCGCGGGUGACGGUGACCCGCGAGAACAACGUGACGGAGGUGACUGUCAUCUGCUCCUCCACCCCGAGGUUGUUCCCUGGUCUGCCCACACCCCCUGGGCGUCGCACUACUGAAGCUGCUGACGACACUGCUUAUACCACUUCCACUCUCGUCACCCUCGCGGCCUCUGGCAGGGGGGUGGAGGUAGACCUGAGCCAGCUGGUGGAUGAUGGAGGUAACCAGCUGGUGGUGGACGUGGGAGGUUGUGGGCGUGUGGAUGUGGGCGGGGGCGUACCUGGGUGGGCGGAGGGGGUGGUACUAGCCAUUAAGGGAUCACUGGUGCUCAGGUCAGGGUGGUGGGCGGGGUCUAACACCCUUAAGAUGAUGUGGAUUCGAGUGGACGGGGGCGUGAACGGGGAGGUGGGCGGGCUGUGCGAGUCCCUGCCGCCCACACUAGAGAGUCUGGACGUGUCACAGACCCGUAUGGGGACGCUGCUGCUAGACAAGUCCUGCGUCCCGCCCACUCUACAGCGCCUGGAGGCCGUCCGCACCGACCUCACCAGGCUGUCCCUCUGCACGCCAACCUUGGUCUCCCUCCACGUCUCCUUGAACGAGGUGGUGGGCGGGCUACAGUGGGCGGGGUGUGAGGGCGGAGUGGCAGCCGUGGAGUACCUCCAGGCCAACAGCAACAACCUGACAGCGGCCUCCACGUGCGGCUGGCCUGGCCUCCGCACCCUCGACCUCCGCCAUAACCACCUGGCCGGCCUCGAUCUGUCCUCCUGCCCGCCCACCAACCUCUCCCGUGUCACGGCCUCCCGUAACUACCUAGUCACGCCGCCCACACUGCCACCCACCCUCCUCUACCUAGAUCUGAGUCAUAACUAUCUGACCACGCUGCCUGUACUGACUCACAUCCUCAUGGAGGCUGACCUCUCUCACAACAAGGUGAUGGAGGUGGGCAAGUCGAGGUUCAAGCAUGCCCGUAAACUGCUGCUGCUGAACCUGGCAUACAACCACCUUACCCAGCUGAACGAACGGGACCUGGCUGGCCUGCGGAGUCUGCGGAAACUAGAUGCGAGUCAUAACCGUCUGAGACACAUCUCCCCUAACUCCUUCGUGCACCUGCACCACCUGCGACACCUACACCUGCAGAAGAACCACCUGACCACACUGUACGCCCGUGAUUUGGCUGCUCUCAAGCCUCAUGCUCACGCCACCCUCCAGCAGAACCCAUGGAAGUGUUCCUGUUCCCUCCUGGCUGACCUCAACAGUCUACACUCCUGCCCAACCUGCCAGCACCAGGCGGAGGAACUCAAGUGUCGGGAGCGAGGAUCAUGGGUGCCAGCAACGACUGUCCUACACUCGUGCCUGCAGGCGGUGCAGGACAUGAUGGACGUGACAGACGGCCAAUACCUGGAUGAGUCCGACGAGGACAUAUCAGAGGAGGAGCCCGAGACACUUGCUGGGGGUGGCAGCGGGUCCCCCAAGGCAGUGCUGGUGGUGCCAGGGGUGGUAAUACUCCUGCUGAUAGCCAUCACAACAGCGAUGGGCUACAGGAUGUAUCACCGUCACCGCCGUGCCAUCACCACCAGGCUGGCCCCCUUCUGUGGAUUCUGCGGCUACUGUGCUCCCACCACCGUCAACAACAACCAUCACAACCACCAGCAAGAUCAACUCUCACAAAUGGCCAAUGAUUCAGACACAGAGACAGAGUUGUGAUAGGAAUACAGAGAAUGAAUUAUGAACAUUAUGAAGAUAAUUAUGGUUUGGAUACAGAAAAUGAACACUACUGUAGUGACCUGGGUUGUGAUCUGGUCCUGUACUGUACUGUAUCUGGCUACAGGCUGUUAGGGUUCUCACAGAGUGACUGGUGAUCUGCAGUUGUAAGUAAUUCAACCAAAAAAAUGUAAAUGGAUGUUACAGUGGUCACAAAAUUUCAGUCAAGUGUACAGUUCAUUGUGUAAGUAGCAGUAGUGUACAGAACAGGAGUAAGUAACUAUUGUACAGCACAGGUGUAAGUAACAGUAGUGUACAGAACAGGUGUAAGUAACAGUAGUGUACAGCACAGGUGUAAGUAACAGUAGUGUACAGAACAGGUGUAAGUAAGUAGUGUACAGAACAGGUGUAAGUAACAGUAGUGUACAGAACAGGUGUAAGUAACAGUAGUGUACAGAACAGGUGUAAGUAACAGUAGUGUAAAGUGUAGGUACAGGUGUACAGUGAACCCUCACUUUAUGCGGUCAACUGAACCGCGUAAAGUGAGAAACGCGUAAAAUGAACAACAUAACAUAUGGGAUUAAUUGAAAUAGAGACCGGGCCGACCC